Messenger RNA from Aedes albopictus (Asian tiger mosquito), 3717 nucleotides. RefSeq lists its product as uncharacterized. The transcript has 7 exons. Gene Ontology annotation, biological process: DNA integration. The record is from RefSeq and is a predicted model, not a curated record. The coding region runs from base 112 to 3717 and encodes 1201 amino acids. Gene Ontology annotation, molecular function: zinc ion binding; nucleic acid binding. NCBI's taxonomy places the organism in Eukaryota, Metazoa, Arthropoda, Insecta, Diptera, Culicidae.
AUAAAGAAGUCGGGACGCGUGCUAAGGCAGUCAAUCGAGGUAAAAGGUUUUUCUUCAAAUACCAUUAUUCCGGAUAUUCCUCGAUACUACAAUUUGGCGACGAGGAGUAAAAUGGCGAGUCAAUUUGAUAUGAUCCGCUCGCUGGGACUGCAGCUGCAGAUGUUCGAUUACGCUGCCCACACCGAUGAUGUUGGUAUCGAGUGGAAGAAGUGGCUGAGAUCGUUCGAAACGAUGAUUCGCGCCAGCCGAAUCGAGGACGAAGAUUGGAAGAAGGAUUUGUUGCUCCAUUAUGCGGGGCCAAGCGUCCAACAACUUUUCGACACACUACCGGAGCCGGCUGGAGUUGAGAUGCGCGGUCCAUUACUCAAUAUCGAGAAUUACACCCCCAACAUGACAAGUUACGAGGAGGCACGAGCAAGAUUGAAUGAAUUCUUUCUGCCUAAGGAAAAUUCCACAUAUGAGCGUCAUUUACUGCGCCAAAUGAAGCAGAAAACAGGCGAAAGUAUUGAUGCAUUCACCAUUCGGUUGCGCGUGCAGGCAGAACGAUGUGGAUUUGGUGACCGAAUGGAAGAAAACAUCAAGGACCAGAUCAUCCAAAAUUGUCAGUCAGCCACACUGCGGCGAGAUUUGUUGAAAAGAGGAGACGCAAGCCUGGAGGAAGUCCUCAGCGUUGCGAAGAUUUUCGAAACGGUCGCUCAACAAGAGAAAUCGUUUGCCGCAGGAGAAGUUCCAAAACCGGCCUUCAACGAAGUAAACAAAAUCGAUGCCAAACCAUAUGCAGCCAAGCGGAAGCGUUUUGCCGAAGCGACAACAUUUGAUUGCCACCAUUGCGGAUACAUUGGACAUUUAGCAAAGGACGCGAUGUGCCCUGCGAAAGGUAAGACGUGCAACAGAUGUGGCGGAAAAGAUCACUUUGCGAAAAAGUGUCGCAAGGACAGGCAGAGGAACCGGUCAGACAGCAACCGGUGGAUGGGAAGUCAGCGGAACAUGAGCCGAGACAACAACCUCGACAACCAGAAUGCUGCUGCCGAUUCGGACGUAGUGAAACACAUUGUUGAUGAGAACACCGAAUACGUUUUCAACGUGACUACGAGCGAUAGCGAUGGUGAAAUCCCGUGCGAGAUUGGUGGCGUCGUUAUGUCUGCAGUGAUUGAUUCCGGUUCGAAACAUAACUUGUUGUGCCAGGACGAUUGGGAGAAAUUGAAAACCAACAAGGUGGUCGUGUCUAAUCAACGCCGAGAGUCGACGAAAGUGUUUAAAGCGUACGGAGGACAACCUCUGCCAUUGGUUGGUGUGUUCACUGCCAUGGUCAAGAUGGGAAAUAAAAGCGAUCUGGCAGAAUUUUAUGUUUCAGACUCUGGCAAAAUUCUUAUCGGCCGCGACACGGCAAUGGCUAUGGGAGUCUUGCGAAUUGAAGUUCCAGUUAACGAAGUCAGCACUGCACGUGGCAAGUUGGGGACGAUCAGAGACAUCAUCGUCGACAUUCCGAUAAAACCUGACAUUGCACCUGUUAUUCAACCGUACCGACGCGUACCAGUUGCGCUGGAAAAGAUGGUAGACAAGAAGAUCGAAGAGCUGCUUAAUCAGGGCGUUAUCGAGCCAGUAAACGGACCAGCCAAGUGGGUUUCACCUGUCGUCGUUGUGCCCAAGGGAACAGACGAUGUUCGCAUUUGCGUUGACAUGCGACGGGCCAAUGAAGCGGUGGAAAGAGAAAAUCAUCCGUUGCCGACAUUCGAGGACUUUCUUCCGCAUUUGUCGAAGGCAAAGGUGUUUUCUCGCUUGGACGUCAAGACUGCUUUUCAUCAGGUUGAAAUUUCGGACCAAUCACGUGAUAUCACGACUUUUAUUACGCGCAAAGGAUUAUUCCGCUAUACUCGACUGAUGUUUGGAAUUAAUUGCGCUCCAGAACUGUUCCAAAAGUCGAUGGAACAGGUUCUCAGCGGAUGUGAAGGUUGCUUAGUAUUCAUCGAUGACGUCAUCGUGUUUGGGUCAGACCAAAAGGAGCAUGACAUGCGUCUGGAGAAGACGCUUGGUUAUUUCGAUGAUGAUGACCGUACACAACUGGUGGCUGACGCAAGCCCAGUCGGUUUGGGCGCUGUACUCAUACAAGUAAACGACCACGGACCCAGGAUCAUCGCGUAUGCUAGCAAGAGCUUGUCUGAUGUAGAAAAACGGUACGCCCAAAUCGAAAAAGAAGCUUUGACUCUCGUAUGGGCGGUGGAACGGUUCCACUUUUAUUUGUAUGGCCGGACGUUUGAAUUGAUCACCGAUCACAAACCCCUGGAGACGAUAUUCGGAGCUCGUUCUAAGCCGUGCGCGAGGAUCGAAAGAUGGGUUGUUCGAUUGCAGGCUUACAAAGGAAAAGUUAUAUACAGACCAGGUAAAACAAACAUCGCUGACCCGUUAUCGCGACUGGCAAUUACAGCAGAUACAACAGGUAUAACGUUCGAUGAAUGCGCGGAACAUUAUGUGCAAUGGGUAGCAUCGAAUGCAAUGCCUGUAGCGCUAAAGAUAAAAGAAAUAGAGCUUGCAUCGGAAACGGAUAACUCGAUCCAGUCAGUUCGUGUUGCGCUGCCCCAAGGAGUGUGGUCAGAUGACGCGUCAGCGUUCAAACUGUUCGAGACCGAACUUUGCUUUGCUGGGAAGAUUCUUCUACGUGGUAAUAGAAUGGUGAUCCCGGAAUGUUUGAGGAAGCAAACCUUGGACCUGGCUCACGAGGGUCACCCGGGCAUGACAGUUAUGAAGCAAAGACUGCGAGCGAAGGUGUGGUGGCCGAAGUUGGAUGCUCAGGUUGAACAGCAUGUCAAAAACUGCAGGGGAUGCAUGUUAGUAGCUGCACCUUCUGCUCCGGAACCGAUGAAACGUAGAGAAUUACCGUCAAGCCCAUGGCAACAUGUCGCUGUUGAUUUUCUUGGUCCACUGCCUUCGGGUCAUUACUUAUUUGUUGUAGUUGACUAUUUCAGUCGCUACAUAGAGAUUGAAGUCAUGAAGAAGACGGAUUCUAAAGAAACUAUUAAGAGAUUGGAAUCCAUUUUUGCCCGAUGCGGCCUACCGCUGUCAGUAACGGCCGACAACGGUCCCCAAUUCGCGAGUGAGGAGUUUCGAGUAUACUGUGAGUCAAAUAACAUUAAACUGAUCAGCACCACUCCUUACUGGCCACAACAGAACGGCGAAGUUGAACGUCAAAAUCGUUCAAUUUUGAAAAGACUAACGAUUAGUCAAGCCAUGGACACGGACUGGGUUGAGGAGAUGAAUAAAUAUUUACUCAUGUAUCGUUCAACACCACAUACAACGACGAAAAGGACGCCCUCCGAAAUGCUUUUUGGGUACAAUAUCCGUGAUAAGCUUCCAUCCAUUUAUCAACCCAAAGAAGUAGAUGAGGAAUUGAUUGAUCGCGACAAAGAGAUGAAAGAAAAGGGUAAGCUAUAUGCCGAUGAACGGCGGAACGCUAAGCUUAAUCCUAUUGCAGAAGGCGAUGACGUUUUAAAAGUGACGAUCUUCACCCGGCCGGCUCCCCGGCUCUCCCAAGAUACCGGAAAGGCCACUACCCCGUUUAGUAGUCGACCGUGGCAACCCUAUCGAGUCUACAUCAUCCGCUCGACGCAGGAUCGAUCACCAAACUGGACCAAGAUCCAUAGUGAGCCACUAGGUGAAAGCAUCAGUCAGUCCCACGGUCGCUUCCUCGAGAGACAAGCCAACAGUCGCGAGGCUCUGUAA